AUGCGUCUCAUCGUUCGUGACGACGAGGAUGCUGCGUGCUCCUUCAUCGCCGACUACAUUACCGACCGCAUCAGCACCUUCCGGCCCACGGCCGAGCGGCCGUUUGUGCUAGGAUUGCCUACGGGCAGCUCCCCGCUUGGCGUCUACCGUCGCCUCGUAGACGCCUUCCGGGCCGGUCGUGUCUCCUUUGCCAAUGUCGUUACCUUCAACAUGGACGAGUACGUCGGUCUCCCGCGUGACCACCCGGAGAGCUACCACACGUUUAUGUGGACAAACUUCUUCAGCCACGUGGAUGUCCGGCCGGAGAACGUGCACCUGCUCGACGGCAAUGCCCCCGAUCUGGAGUUCGAGUGCCAGCAGUACGAGGAGAGGAUCCGUGCCGCCGGCGGCAUCGACCUCUUUCUCGCCGGCAUCGGUGAGGACGGCCACAUCGCCUUCAACGAGCCGGGCAGCUCGCUCGCCAGCCGCACGCGGGUCAAGACGCUGGCCUACGACACCAUCCGGGUCAACAGCCGCUUCUUCGGCGGCAACAUCGACGCCGUCCCGCGCUGUGCGCUGACCGUCGGCGUGCAGACCGUUCUGGACGCCCGCGAGGUCGUUGCCGUCGUUCUGGGCCCACGCAAGGCCCUGGCGCUGCAGAAGUGCAUCGAAGAGGGCGUGAACCAUAUGUGGACGCUCUCCAGCCUGCAGCUGCACCCUCACCCCAUGGUCGUGUGCGACGAGGACGCCACUCUCGAGCUGCGCGUCAAGACAGUCAAGUACUUCAAGAGCAUCGAGCAGGUCGCCCGCGGUCAGGGCUUCCACCAGGUCCUGCCCACACGUCUUCGUCACCCAACCGGCACGAUCCCUUCUGCUUCCACCUCUGCUCGUACUCCGGCUUCAGCUUCAGUACCUACCCCCUUGGUCAUCCCAUCGCCAGUCAGGCCGCUUGUCGUUACUGUCGACGUCCCUGUCACACCGGAUGCAUCGCCCAAGACCUACUCUGUCCCCGGUCUUGAUCCUGCCUCCAACGACGAGCUCGACCUCGUACCCGACCGCAUGGGCGACCGCAUCCCCGUGACCGUGGAAACAGCACCACAGCCGGGCCUCAGCGUGAUGCCGGUGUACCGGCAGCGCUUGACGCCGAGUCCCGAGCAGCAGCAGCAACACCAGAAUAUUGCGUCUGUUGGUGCUUAG
This is a messenger RNA of Grosmannia clavigera kw1407, 1176 nucleotides long. RefSeq names its product glucosamine-6-phosphate deaminase. Gene Ontology annotation, cellular component: cytoplasm. Lineage: Eukaryota; Fungi; Ascomycota; Sordariomycetes; Ophiostomatales; Ophiostomataceae. Bases 1 to 1176 code for a protein of 391 amino acids. The transcript has a single exon. Gene Ontology annotation, molecular function: glucosamine-6-phosphate deaminase activity; identical protein binding. Gene Ontology annotation, biological process: carbohydrate metabolic process; N-acetylneuraminate catabolic process; N-acetylglucosamine catabolic process. The record is from RefSeq and is a predicted model, not a curated record.